This is a messenger RNA of Penicillium daleae, 1242 nucleotides long. Its product is annotated as glycoside hydrolase family 18 protein. Lineage: Eukaryota; Fungi; Ascomycota; Eurotiomycetes; Eurotiales; Aspergillaceae. The coding region runs from base 1 to 1242 and encodes 413 amino acids. Gene Ontology annotation, cellular component: extracellular region. Gene Ontology annotation, molecular function: chitinase activity; chitin binding. The transcript has 6 exons. Gene Ontology annotation, biological process: carbohydrate metabolic process; chitin catabolic process. The record is from RefSeq and is a predicted model, not a curated record.
AUGAGGCUUUUCCUUUGGCUGCUGCAGGUGAAUGCAUGGAUUGCUAUUACUUCGGCCGUUUCCCAUUCUGACAGCGCGAACAAUUCAGCGCUCGGGACUCGUGCUGCGGGGGGAUAUCGCUCGGUGGCCUAUUUUGUCAACUGGGCAAUCUACGGCCGCAACUUCAAUCCUAGUGACCUCCCUGUCGAGAAGUUGACGCAUGUGCUGUAUGCCUUUGCGAAUAUACGCCCCGAUACCGGGGAGGUAUACAUGACGGAUUCUUGGGCGGAUGUAGAAAAACAUUACUCCGGAGAUUCCUGGGACGAUGAAGGAAACAAUAUUUACGGCUGUGUCAAACAGCUCUUCCUUCUCAAACAAAAGAACCGAAACCUGAAGGUGCUUCUGUCCGUCGGCGGAUGGACAUACUCCGCGAAUUUUGCUCCUGCGCUGAGUACUGCCUCUGGCCAGGCAACCUUUGCGUCAUCUGCCACGAACUUGUACCCUGCCAGCGAUACCCAGGCCAAUAACAUGGUCUCUACGCUUGAACAGCUGCGUACGUCGCUAGAUACCUAUAGUGCUGCAAAUGCGAACGACUACCACUUCUUGAUCACGGUUGCCUGCCCAGCCGGUCCAACAAAUUAUGCAAACCUUCAUGUAGGCGGGAUGGAUACUUACAUUGACUUCUGGAAUUUGAUGGCCUAUGACUAUUCCGGUAGCUGGAGUACAGUUGCUGGGCACGACGCCAAUGUUUACGUUUCGACAGCCAACCCAUCCAGCACUCCGUUCAAUACUGACCAGGCCGUAGCCUACUACACAUCCAAAGGAGUGGCAACUGACAAAAUCGUGCUGGGUAUGCCUCUUUAUGGUCGAUCUUUCAUGGGCACAGCGGGACCAGGCAUGCCUUUCACUGGGGUAGGCAGUGGCAGGUGGGAAAACGGCGUUUGGGACUACAAGGCACUGCCCCUGGCUGGAGCUGCCAUCGAUUACUUAUCGCAACCGCUUGCUAGCUACAGCUACGAUGAAGCGAAUCAAAUGAUGGUCAGUUACGAUACUCCUCAAGUUGCACGUGAUAAAGCCCAAUAUAUCAUGACCAAAGGACUUGGCGGGGGGAUGUGGUGGGAGAGCAGUGGCGAUAAGAAUGGCACUGACAGUUUGAUCACAACGGUUGUUGACACUUUCGGGAUUCUGACUGAAUCUUGGAACGAAUUGAAUUAUCCCACCUCCUCGUACGAUAAUCUGAGAGCGGGGUUUCCGUCUAGGUAG